Messenger RNA from Paramecium primaurelia, 438 nucleotides. NCBI's taxonomy places the organism in Eukaryota, Ciliophora, Oligohymenophorea, Peniculida, Parameciidae. The record is from the annotation of a GenBank genome assembly.
AUUAUUUUAAUAAAUGAGAAAAAACAUUUAGAUUAUUGCUAGAUAAUUCACAUCUACUAAACCUGAACUUUUCAAGGCCCAAAAGAUAGAUGUCAAAACAUUUGAGUAUGAGCCUUUCAAAUUUGGAAUCGAAAGACAAUCUAUGAUUCAUGGAUAUACAAUGGAGGAAAUGUAUGGCAGGUAAAUGAAGUUAUUUAAACUUUAGAUUUUAUGGAAUUAAGCAUUCCCCUUUAAUUUAGAAAGAAUUAAAGAAAGACAAUCUUAUUGCUCUUGCAAUUCUCUUGGGAGGUAGUGUGAUCACAUUCUAUUAUAAUGAAUGGGGAGCUUAAGAUCAAGCCAAUUGGCUUUAAUACUAUUAUUCUGAUUUAACAACCAAGAGAAACAAUCUCAAAUGAUUGACAUCAAUUUAAACAUAUCAUAAAGACAUAAAAUAUUAGC